AUUAUAUCUUCUAUCAAUAGCUACAACAAGAAACAAGUCUUAUUAUUUGAUAUUAUUUUAAGCUCAAAUACGAACUCUUUUGAAUCAAAUUCCGAUUUAUGUUUUGAGUGAAUACACAAUAUUUUCUAGCUAAACAUUUUUAAUGGCCGGAGAAAAAACCCCAAACCCUCAUUCCAGUGAACUUCCAUAUGGUGUAGUUGUUGCUGGAUUUGUUUGUGCAUCAUUGAUGUAUUGUCUUUGCUUUUGCUGCUGUGCAUUCAACUCAUGGAAACGGUGCAGAACACGAAGGAAUAACGGAAAUCCUAAUGUCUUUACUGUUACAAUGCAAAAUUCUCUCAAUACUGGCCAAGUGGCUAUUAUUCAAAGUCAAAAUUCCUUGAAGAGAAAAAUAAUUGAUGGAUUCUUAAAAAACUUUACAGGUGAUGGCAAGAAGAAACAAGAGAAGCAAAUCCGAGUGCCGUUAGAGGUUGCGACAUGCCCUAUUUGCUGUGAGGAUUAUAAAGAUGGCAAUCUUGAAAUCCUAAUUGCUUUGCUGUCAUCUUGCGGUCAUUUUUAUCAUUUUGAUUGUAUUUGGUCAUGGCUAGUUGAAAGAUCUAUUGGUUCUGGAGAAUGUUCUUGCCCACUCUGCAGAACAAACGUUGAAUUUAAUGUGGCAGAUAAGAAAGUAGGACUAAGAGUUUUCAAACUGGAGGAUGUUAUAAGGUCACGAGAUGAAUGUAAAGGCAAAUAUUCAUCUAUUAAAAGAAGUAGACAAGCUAGUGGAAAAGCUAAUUAUGCAUUUGAAGCAGAAACAGAAGAGAAAAACCGCACUCUAACCGGACCAGGUUGUACAGAUAGUUCUUCCAUUACCCCUCAGCGAUUGAAGAGAGAUGCGAGAGAUAUAGAAUGGGUCAAAGAUUAUCAAAAUUCAGUGAACACUACAGCAAGUAAGAUUUGCUCAGAAAAAACUUGUCAUAUCUGCAAGCGUAACUUCUCUGGAGAUCCUUCUAAUGUUAUUGUCGGAUAUAUUAUAGAGUGUGGCCAUUUUUAUCACUAUGAUUGUAUUCUAAACGAGAAGAAUGGAAAGUGCCCUAGAUGUGUUGACUUUGAUGGAGAUGAAAAUGUACCUGGUUUUCAAGAUUAUGAAAUCUUAACUGCUAUUCUUGCCGAUAUUUUGGAAGAGAGACAAAGAACUGUACUGUCAGCCUGCUCUGUUUGUAACAAAGAAUUUGAUAGGGAAAUUGAAGAAGUUUUGUUGGGAUUGAUUGAAGGCUGUGGCCAUUAUUAUCAUAUCGAAUGUCUUAAAACAUUAAGGCAGUGCCCUCAGUGUGUGAUUGCAUCGGGUGAGGAGUCGGCAGUAAAUCUCGAAGAUGGUGACUACUCCAUAAUUCUUUUAUCAGAUAUAUGUUCAAUUUAA
Molecule: messenger RNA, 1396 nt
Organism: Dimorphilus gyrociliatus
Lineage: Eukaryota; Metazoa; Annelida; Polychaeta; Dinophilidae
Source: the annotation of a GenBank genome assembly